This is a messenger RNA of Zychaea mexicana, 1410 nucleotides long. RefSeq lists its product as uncharacterized. Gene Ontology annotation, molecular function: tRNA binding. The record is from RefSeq and is a predicted model, not a curated record. Lineage: Eukaryota; Fungi; Mucoromycota; Mucoromycetes; Mucorales; Lichtheimiaceae. The coding region runs from base 43 to 1245 and encodes 400 amino acids. The transcript is spliced from 9 exons.
GUUUAAAGUGUUCUCCACUGUACUUUUUUCAAUACUUAUAAAAUGGCAGCAGUUUUACGACUACCCGAGAGUGCGGCCAAGGAUGUCCUUCUAGUCUAUAAAUACACAAAAUCUCAAGGUGUUGCCAAACUUGAAACUGCCACUGAUAUUUCAUUGGAGGUGUCUGGUGAAAAGGUCGAUGGCAUUACAACCAUUUGCAAGUUCCUUGCUUCGAAAACCAAGCCUGAGCUUUUGGGCGAUGGCAAGGAAAACCAAGCUGAGGUUGAAGAAUGGUCUAACUGGGCUACCACUACUUUCAAGAGUGCGGCUUCUAAGGAAGUCCAUGCUGCCCUUCAGAAAUUGAACGGUCACUUGACUACCCGCACCUUCUUGGUCAGCAACCAGCUUUCCUUGGCUGAUUUAAUCGUAUUUGCUCAUGUCCACCAUGUCUCUAAAAACCUCAGAGUUACCACCACUCCCAACGUAUUGCGAUGGUUCGAUUUGAUCCAGAACGUCGUUAUCGUUAAGAACAACUUGGUCAACGACUUUGCUCCUUUAGAAGUCAAUUUGGAUGACGUUCCUGAGCCUGCUGCUCCUAAGGCAGAUAAGAAGAAGGGUGACAAGAAGGGCGAUAAGAAGGAAGCCGAAAAGAAGGAAGAAGGUGGCAAGAAGGAUAAGAAGGACAAGAAAGAGAAGAAGGAAAAGAAGGAAAAGAAGCCUGCCGAGCCUGCUGCUCCCGAACAGCCCGUCUUCACUCGACUCGAUAUCCGUGUUGGUUAUAUCCGCUCGUGCAAGAAGCACGAAGCUGCCGACGCUUUGUACGUUGAAGAAAUCGAUAUGGGUGAUGGUGAGGGAGUCUACCGUACCGUUGUUUCUGGUCUCGUCAAGUGGUAUCCUCUCGAAGAAAUGCAGAAUCGAUGGGUUAUUGUCAUGGCCAACUUGAAGCCUGCCAGCAUGCGUGGUAUCAAGUCUGAGGGUAUGGUUCUCUGCGCCACGGCUCCCGAUGGCAGCAAGGUCGAACUGUUGUCGCCUGUUGAUACCAGCAAGGUUAAGCCUGGUGACAGAAUCUACAUUGAAGGAUUGGAAGGCGAACCUGAGAAGGUGCUUCCUCCCAAGAAGAAAUACUUCGAGGCUGUCCAGCCCGACUUCAACACCAAGGAGGAUACGCUCGCUUACUACCAAGACAAGCCCUUCCUUAUCAAGACCGCUUCUGGCGAACCUGUCCAGUGCAAGGUCGCCACUGUCCAGGGCGGUGGUAUCAAAUAAAGUAAAUAAUAAGAAUAAAAUAAAAAAAGAAGCAAGUCGAUACUUUUUGUAUGAAAGAUUAUGUACAUUUCUCUCUCUCUCUAUCCCCUCAUUUGCGCUCCAUUAUAUAAAGUAACAUUUCAACUUGUUGUUAUUAAAUUUUUAAAGCGUAGUUUUGUUAAAAUA